Messenger RNA from Tripterygium wilfordii, 1276 nucleotides. Its product is annotated as E3 ubiquitin-protein ligase AIRP2-like. The transcript has 5 exons. The record is from RefSeq and is a predicted model, not a curated record. Lineage: Eukaryota; Viridiplantae; Streptophyta; Magnoliopsida; Celastrales; Celastraceae. Gene Ontology annotation, molecular function: ubiquitin protein ligase activity. Bases 234 to 977 code for a protein of 247 amino acids. Gene Ontology annotation, biological process: protein ubiquitination.
CUUGUCCACGUGUCCCCGUCUUCGCUUUCAAGAAGAGAAUAGAAGCACAAACAACAGAGAGAGUCCAUCCACCGCACAAAAACCCCCGAACUCCCACACCUUGUAGAGAGAGAAGUGAAGGUUUUUAAUUUUUUAUUAGCUGGUGGAGGAGGAGGAGGAAAGUUUAGGGUUUUUUCUUCUGUUUGGGGACUGGGAAAGUGUUUGAUUGUUGGAGGGGUUGUUGAAUUAGGGAAAUGUACAUAAGUUCUAUGCGAAAGUCGUUCAAGGACUCUUUGAAAGUGCUUGAGGCUGAUAUUCAACAUGCUAAUACACUGGCAUCAGAUUUCCCAAGGGAUUAUGAUGGUGCGUGCCUUCAGAUGAGAAUGUCAUACAGUCCAGCCGCACAUCUGUUCCUUUUUCUUGUGCAAUGGACGGAUUGCAACCUUGCAGGAGCCCUUGGACUGUUAAGAAUCCUUAUUUAUAAGGUUUAUGUGGACGGCACCACCACCAUGUCCACACAUGAAAGGAAAGCAAGCAUCAGGGAGUUCUAUGCAAUAAUUUAUCGCUCAUUACUCCAACUUCAAGGAGGCAUUAGUGACACUGAAGAUAAAAAGCAGAAGGCAGUAUGCAUGGAGAGGUAUCGAAGAAGAGAUGACGAGGACCGUAGACAGUACACUGAUGUAGAAAUUGAACGGGAAGAAGAAUGUGGGAUAUGCAUGGAGAUGAAUAGUAAGAUUGUAUUACCCAACUGCAACCAUGCCUUGUGCUUGAAAUGUUACCGUGAAUGGAGAUCAAGAUCCCAGUCAUGCCCCUUUUGCCGUGACAGUCUUAAAAGGGUGAAUUCUGGUGAUCUAUGGGUAUUUACUGACAGCAGGGACAUAAUCGACAUGGCAACAGUGACAAGAGAGAACCUUAGGAGGCUAUUCAUGUAUAUAGACAAGUUGCCUUUGAUUGUUCCAGAUAACCUUUUUGAUGCGUAUGAUUCUCACCUAAAGUAGGUUACUAGAGCAAUCUCAAAUUGCCUCUUCUGCAUCCCUUGCAUGAGUAAUUCCUCUAUGAUUCAGCCGUAAAGGCCGGAAUUGUUCUGGCAAAUUUAGAUCAGCCAGAACUCCCCAUUUCGAAUGAGAAGCAGCCGGCCUGAGCCUUCAUAGCGGAGGACAGUGGGUGAAGUUGUGAUAGUUCAUUUAGAAGUAUCUUAUAAAUUGUAUGUAACAAAUGUGUAUAUGCUCUGUAUAGCCUUGACGUUUGUCUGUGAAAAUGAAGAUGGAAAAAGAAUUUCCUCAUGUCCUUUGUUGAA